AAAAGAGAAAAUAAAAAUCGAACGAGCGACGAAACGAAACACGAUAAAAUAAUCUGCCUUGUCAAAAACUAUAGAAAAUCUAUUUUUUAACGAAAACUUCUACAAAAAAUUAUUCAUUUUUAUUCAUUCUUGCAGAUAUUUACAAAUUAAUUUCAAAAAAGUUUAAUAACAAAUUAAGAAUUUAGCAAGUAAAAUAGCAAGUGUUAAACACGCCGACAUAAUGUUUUCUUAAUAGUACCAAAAAAGGUAAAAAUAAAUAAAAAAUAUCCAAACUUAUUGAAAACUUCAAAAGCCUAUAAAAACGGCCCACACUCAAAAAUACCACUGCAAAAGUUUAAUUAUAUGUAUGUAAAAGAAAAACAAAAAAAAGUUUAACGAAACGCGCGAAUAUAAUUAUUAUUAUUCGUAAUAUUAACAAAAUAACAAGAGUAAAUUAAGACAAGCAGAUAUAUACAUAAAUAAAUAUAAUAUUAAGAAAAAUUAAAUAAGUACAAUUUGUUCAAUUGACGUUUUGCUGCUGCUGCACAUUAUUACGAACGCACCGAUACAAUUCUUUAAAUAAUACAGAUAUAAAACACAAACACUAUUACAAAACUCAUACAACGAAAGAAUAAAACAAAAAUACCCUAAGUUUAUUAGGAACAGAACAAAUUAGAAAACAACAACCAUGUCCAGACCAAGACCAAAACUUCAUAUGACCAUACAAAAAGAACCGGAACCAGAAUUAGUUCCACCACGUAAUUUAGACUCCAGUACUACGAUACAAAUUGGAGAUCGUACAUUUGAAAUUGAUGCCGAUAGUCUGGAGAAAAUUUGUGAUUUGGGUCGCGGCGCCUAUGGCAUUGUAGAGAAAAUGCGUCACGAACAAACUGGCACUGUGAUGGCGGUAAAACGCAUUACGGCCACCGUUAAUCGUAAAGAACAGAAACGUCUACUUAUGGAUUUGGAUAUAUCUAUGCGUUCCAGCGAUUGUCCAUAUACGGUACACUUCUAUGGUGCCCUGUUUCGUGAGGGUGAUGUGUGGAUUUGUAUGGAAGUCAUGGAUACUAGUUUGGAUAAGUUUUAUCCAAAAGUUUUUAAAAAUAACUUAAUUAUGGAGGAGAGCGUUUUGGGAAAGAUUGCCAUGUCUGUGGUCAAUGCCCUCCACUAUUUGCACGCCCAAUUAAAAGUUAUUCAUCGUGAUGUCAAACCAUCAAAUAUUCUCAUAAAUCGCAAUGGUGAAGUCAAAAUGUGCGAUUUUGGUAUAUCAGGUUACCUCGUCGAUUCAGUGGCCAAAACUAUAGAUGCUGGUUGUAAGCCCUAUAUGGCACCCGAACGUAUUGAUCCCUCCGGCAAUCCGGCCCAAUACGAUAUACGUUCAGAUGUCUGGUCAUUUGGCAUAAGUAUGAUUGAAAUGGCCACUGGUAAAUUUCCCUAUAAUACAUGGAAAACACCGUUUGAACAAUUGCGACAAGUGGUUAAAGAUGAACCACCCCGUUUGGAAGCGGGUACAUUUUCACCCGAAUUCGAAGACUUUAUAACAAAGUGCCUGCAAAAGAGCUAUACGGCACGACCCAACUAUGAACAACUACUGCAGCAUCCCUUCAUAACGGAGCAUGCACAACGUAAUACAGAUAUUUCAAAAUUUGUAGCUGGUGUAUUAGAUAUGCCAGAGUAGGAGAUACAUACAUAUAUUAUUUUUCUAUUAGUUUAUUGUUAUUGAUGUUCAAACCAAUCAACCCAACCAACCAACAAACAAACAAAACACUACAAUUAUACAAUCAAGGACUAAUUAACAAACUAAACUAAAUAGUUAUUCAUACAUUUUUAUUUUAUGUUAAGCUGUUGCCAUUUCUACAUUUAAAUUAACAAUUAAACAAAUAAGGCUUCCACGCAAACAAUUACAUACAAAGUGCUUUAAAAACAUAUAAAAAUCUAGUAGUAUAUUAUAUAUAUAUUUUUUUAAAUAAUGCUACUACAUAAAUAUUUUAGUUAUUAGUAAUUUAAAAACCAACAUAAAUACAAACAUGCAAUCUUUGGUGUCAAUUAAAUGUACGAAUUAAUAUUUAACAAAAUUCUAUCUAGAAAACCUGCCCCUUGUUAAAACAAAAGAUUCAAAUUCACAUACAACUAAACAAAACAGCCUGAAACAUGAAGAACAAUAAAGUGUAUUCAAAUACACUCCCUAUAAUUGUAGUGGUUUACGUUUUGAUACAAAUAUUUUUAUUCUUUAUUUUAUAAAAUUGUGCAUGUUUGUUAAGAUUACAACGUAAAAAAGAGGUAAAGAAAAUGCAGCAGUUGAUAAGUCAAUUAUGUUAAAUUAUUAUUUUUGUAUGCAAGUGAAAUAGAAAUUUUCCUGUAACAAAAUAAACGAUUAUGAAAAAAUCACACGGAAACUUUACAAAAUAACGAAAACAAAGAAACAAAAUCAAACUGUUUAAAAGCUUAAAAGUUUGAAACAAACAAUUUAAAAAAAAAUAAAUUAUAAUUUAAAACAA
Messenger RNA from Calliphora vicina (urban bluebottle blowfly), 2477 nucleotides. It is a transcript of the gene lic, whose product is annotated as dual specificity mitogen-activated protein kinase kinase lic. The record is from RefSeq and is a predicted model, not a curated record. The transcript has 4 exons. Lineage: Eukaryota; Metazoa; Arthropoda; Insecta; Diptera; Calliphoridae. The coding region runs from base 668 to 1657 and encodes 329 amino acids. Gene Ontology annotation, molecular function: MAP kinase kinase activity; ATP binding. Gene Ontology annotation, biological process: protein phosphorylation; stress-activated MAPK cascade.